This is a messenger RNA of Saccostrea echinata, 2238 nucleotides long. RefSeq names its product X-linked retinitis pigmentosa GTPase regulator-like. The transcript is spliced from 17 exons. The coding region runs from base 25 to 2238 and encodes 737 amino acids. The record is from RefSeq and is a predicted model, not a curated record. NCBI's taxonomy places the organism in Eukaryota, Metazoa, Mollusca, Bivalvia, Ostreida, Ostreidae.
CGGAAUGUUGUUUAGGAUACAGUAAUGGCGGCCGGGGACGACUCGGAGAUUCCUGAGUCUGGAGCUGUCUUCACAUUUGGGAAGAGUCGAUUUGCAGACAACUUACCAAACAAGUUCUGGGUGAGAGGUGAUAAAGUGAAGUCUGUAGCAUGUGGGGAUGAACAUACGGCACUAAUUGCAGAGAGUGGACGGGUUUUCACAUUUGGGGUUAAUGACUGGGGUCAGCUCGGCAUUGAUUCCGUCAAAGUCUCCACAAAGCCAGUCUGUGUGAAAAAGCUUAAACCAGAGAAAGCUACAGUGGUGGCCUGUGGGAGAAUUCACACCUUAGUAGCAACAGAGUCUGGGAGUCUGUUUACGUUUGGUGCUAAUGGCGACGGACAGCUGGGGGUAGAGGAUAUACCAAGUAGUAACUCCCCAAUCAAAGUCGAUUGCGAGCCCCGGCAAUACAAGGCGCUAGCCGCAGGGGCAGACCACUCUGUGGCUCUCACAGAGGAAGGAGACCUGUAUGUUUGGGGAGGGGGCAGCGAGGGACAACUUGGUCUGGGGGACACAGAGGACUAUUCCAAACCCACGUUACUAAAGACAGACAAUAAAGUGACCAGUGUAGCCUGUGGCUACUACCACACAGCCAUUGUCACAGACAAUGGUGAAGUUUUUACUUUUGGAGAGAGCGAUGGAGGGAAGCUUGGACUCGGGGAUGAAUAUGAGAAAGCUCACAAACCUCGAAAAGUGGACAUCCCAGAAAAAGCCAAGUCUGUGGCAUGUGGGGGGUCACAUACAGUAGUAUUGACAGAGUGUGGCAAGGUGUACACUUUUGGAGAGGGCGGUAAUGGACAAUUAGGUCACGGAACCAGAAUAUUUACGUAUCCUUCACCUCUCUGUCACAAAUUCAAGUUUAAGGUCACCCAAAUAGCUGCUGGAGAAAACCACACAGCCUUAGUAUCAGAGAAGGGACAGUUGUACACGUUUGGUGAUGGUCGCCAUGGAAAACUUGGCCUGAGUCAAGACAGCUACUCAAACCAAUACUUCCCAUGUAAAUCAGAGCGCUUCAGCAAGUUUAUAGUCACCCAGGUGUCCUGUGGAGGUUGUCACAUGAUCGUGACGGCACAUAGGCGUCUUCAGAAUGGUGACAUAAACAGUGAGUCAUCGGAAGAGGAAGAUGAGAAUGAGAAUUUGAACAAAACCAACCUCAAUCAGUCGAUCAAGGCCGAUGGUUCUGUGGACCUGGGAGGGAGCUUCGGGGCAAGGGACCGACGGCGCCAGGAGUCCAUUAAACGGGCACCAUCAUUAAACCGAACUCUGCCAGCACUCACUAAUAACGCAAAAAAUGUCAGCUCUCUAAGCGAGACCCACCCCCCAAAGCCUUCACCCCUGGCAAAACGACCACUACCACAGGCAGCUAAACCAGAAGUCAAGAAGCCAGAAUCUGAGGAAGAAUCAGAGGAAUCGGAGGAAAGCGAGGAGGAGGAGGAAGAGGCAGAUGCUGCAAAGCUCAACCAUGUACAGAAGUCAGAGACUGAAAGUGAAAGUAAACCAGUUCCAAAGCCAAGGCCAUUACCACGGAAACAUGGAGAGGACGAGGAGGAAGAAACAAAGUCUGUAGACUCAGAGAAAGACAAAGAAGAAGAAAAACCAGAAACAAAGUCCACUGAAGAGAAGAAAGAGGAAGAGGUCAAGAAGGGGUCAGAGGAGACUGAGGAGGUCAAGAAGGGGUCAGAGGAAAGUGAAGAGGAGAGUGAGGAAGAAGACAAGAAGCCAGAGAUUAGCCAAUCAGAAACACCAGCAACUGAAACUAACCAAUCAGAAUCCCCUGCAGUUGAUGCCAACCAAUCAGCAAUAGAGACUAAAGAAUCUAAAAAAGAGGAAGAAGAAAGUGAAGAGGAGGAGGAAGAAGAAGAACCUGCCAAAGAAACCACAAAGACUUCCUCCAGGGCUAUGCCUGAACCUCCUGUCCCAAAACCCCGAGCAGCAAAGACAACAGAGAGUGAAGAGGAGGAAGAAGAAGAGGAAGAGAAAGGAAAGAAGAAGGACAAAGAGAAGAAGAAAGACAAGAAGAAAGGCAAGAAGGAAUUAAAAGUGUUUGGUAAAGUGUCCACAGGACUGUCAGAUGAGGAGGAGGAGGAGGAAGAAGACGAAGAAAAAGAAGAAGAGGAACCAGAGGAGGAGGAGGAGAAGGAGGAGGACACAAAGAAGAAAGACAAGAAGAAAGACAAGAAGAAGGAUAAGAAGGUAGGAUAA